AAUUUCGUCGCGGGUCGCUGCUGUGGCCCAGACAGCUCACAGCAGGGAGUCGAUCCUUAGCGUCACCUCAAAAUGGCACUGCAUGCGACUGGGCCUGCCGCGACCGGCACCACCCGGGGUGCGAGUGCUCGCGCCUCGCGCUCGGGCUAUGUCUCUGCUCCCAGGUCACGGAGGGCGACGCCCGUCCGUGCUUCUGCUACGGAGACCAAGGCUACGGAGCAGCCGAAGGGCACGGUCAGCCUUGGCGCCCUGUUCGGCGGCCUGCCCAAGCUGGGCGUGACCGGCACUGUGCAGCUGGGCAAUAAGAAGAAGGAGGAGAAGAAGGGGCCCGCCGCGCGGGGCGGCCGCGAUGACAGCGUGGUGUUCGUGGCUGGCUCCACGGGCCGCACCGGCGCCCGCGUCGUCAGGGAGCUGCUGGCUGCCGGCUUCACGGUCCGCGCCGGCGCCCGCAACGUGGAGGCGGCGGAGGCGGCGCUCAACGUGGCGGCGGCGUACGGCAUCAUCAAGCCGGAGCAGCUGCGGCAGGUGACGGUGGUGCCGUUCAACCUGGAGAAGCCCGCGGAGUUCGAGGCGGCCAUCGGGUCCGCCAACAAGAUCGUGUGUGCUGUGGGCGCGGCUGAGGACCAGGCGCUCAACUUCUCCGCCCCCAAGAAGGUGGACGGCGACGGCACCAUCGCCCUCAUCAACAAGGCCUCUGAGCUGGGCGUGACCCAGUUCCUGCUGGUGUCCAGUCUGGGCACGGGCAAGCUGGGCUGGCCGGCGGGCGUGCUGAACCUGUUUGGCGGCGUGCUGGUGUGGAAGCGCGAGGCGGAGAAGGCGCUGGAGGCCAGCGGCAUGGCCUACACCAUUGUGCGCCCCGGCGGCAUGGAGCGGCCCACGGACGACUACAAGAAGACGCACAACCUGACCGUCAAGCCGCGCGACACUACCUUUGGCGGCCAGGUCAGCCGCCUGCAGGUGGCGGAGCUGGUGGCGGCGGCCUGCGCCAACCCCACAGCGGCGGAGAACAAGGUCCUGGAGCUGGUUGCGGAGACCACUGCGCCGCCCGUGACCCUGGACUCGCUGAUGCAGGGCAUCAACCAGGACAUCAGCCGGGAGUCCCAGCUGGCCAACCGGGAGCAGGUGGACGCGGCGCGGGCCGAGCUGGCGGCGGCGCAGGUCAAGGCCUCGCAGGCCGCUGCCGCGCUGCUGGACGCGGACAAGCGGGUGGCGGAGCUGUCAGCCCGACUCAAGGAGGCCAAGGCCACGGAGGCGGCUGUGAGGAAGGAGGUGGCGCCGGUGCUCAAGAACGCGGGCCCGCUGGAGAAGCAGCUGGCGGAGGCGCGCAAGGCGGCGGAGCGGGCCGUGCUGCUGGAGGCCGCCAGCAAGGUGGUCCUGGAGCGCGCCCGCAAGGCCGCCGGCUCGGGUGUGCUGCUCAGCGACAAGGAGCGCGCAGCCAUUGUGGACGAGGUGCUCAACCCCAAGCCCGCCGCACCGGAGAAGCCGGCUGCCGCCGCCGAGCCCAAGAAGGGCAGCGCCCAGAUCUUUGGAUUCUUCGGAAAGAAGCCUGAGCCCGCCGGCCCGACUGAGGAGGAGAUUGCUGCCGCUGAGGCCGCCGCUAAGGCCGAGGCUGAGGCCGCCGAGGCCGCCGCCGCCAAGGCCAAGGCACCCGCCGGCCUCUUUGGCGGCUUCUUCACGCCCAAGCCCGCCGGCCCGACCGCGGAGGAGCGCGCCGCCGCCGCCGAGGCGGAGGCCGCCGCCGCCGCCGCUGCUGAGGCUGAGGCCAAGGCUGCCGCCGCUGCCGCCGCUAAGGCCAAGGCGCCGGCGCCGCUCUUCGGCGGCUUCUUCAUGCCCAAGCCCGCUGAGCCCGAGCCGGAGCCGGUGCCGGAGCCGGAGCCCGUAGCGCCGCCGCCGCCGCCGGCCGCCAAGAAGGCCCGCGCCGUGCCCCCGCCCGUGGCCGUGAAGGAGGAGGUGGUGGUGGUGGAGGAGGAGGUGGUGGUGGAGGAGGCCAAGCCCACCUUCUCUUUCGGCGGCUUCUUCAGCGGAUUUGGCAAGGCCGUCAACGCCGAGCCCGAGCCCGCCGCCGCCGCUCCCGCCGAGCCGGAGCCGGCCAAGCCCGAGCCGCCCAAGGCCGCGGAGAAGGUGGUGGAGAAGGUGGUGGAGGCCGCCGCGCCGCCGCCGCCGCCCGUGCCCAAGCCCGCGCCGCCGCCGCCGGCGCCCAAGCCCGCCGUGCCCGAGGUGGACCCGGCCGUGGAGCUGGCGCGCCGCCGCGUGGUGGAGGCAGCCAAGGCCAAGCUGGCGGCGGAGGCCGCCGCCGCCGCGGCCGCCGUGCCCAAGGCCGCACCGCCGCCGCCGCCGCCCGCGCCCAAGCCGGUGGUCGAGGCACCCAAGCCCGUUGAGGCCCCCAAGCCCGUGGAGGCGCCCAAGCCCGUGGUGGCUGAGGCGCCCAAGCCGGCUGAGGCACCAGCGGCCGCCAAGAAGGCGGGUGACUACGACGAGGCUGCCGCCGCCAAGAACAAGGCCGACGCCAAGGCUUGGAUUGCCGCCUGGAAGGCUCAGUCCAAGGCCGGUGCCGCCAAGCCCGCCGCCGCCGCCGCCGCCACCGUCGCUGCCGCCGCCGCCGCCCCCAAGGAGGAGAUCCCCGCCAACAAGGCCGAGGCCCAGGCCUGGAUUGCCGCCUGGAAGGCGCGGACCAAGGGCGAGGAGCCCGCCGCCGCCGCCCCCGCCGAGAGCGAGGUGGUGGUCGAGGAGAACCCCGUGUCCAAGUUCUUCACCAACCUGUUCGGUUAAAGAUCCAAAACAGGUUUAUAUCCUGGAUUCUGGAUCCUGGACAUGAGGCUGUGAUGGAGGUGGCGAAGGGUGUGCGAUGGGGCCUGUGUGGAAGCAGGUCCGUGGCCCCGGAGGCUUGCGCCAGCCAGAUGCGUGGGAGUUGCUAGCCCCUUGAGCUGUGGGGCGGAGUGGGCAAGGAGGGCUAGUCCUGGCUCUGGUUUGGAGAGGUUAGCGCACUAGGUGGGCUGUGUCGAGGGCUAUGGUCAUUCCGCCACUCCGGUCAUCGUGUGCGGGUGGUGUGUGUGAUCGGUUAGGUUGUGUGUACGAUACACAUCUCCUGGCGGCGUGUUGCAGGUUGCUUGCGUUUUCCAGGCACGCCUGUGCUACUCAGUGCGACCGAGCAUGCUUGGUGAGGUCACUUGCAAUAGGUUUAGAUCAAGAGGCGAAGGAGUUGGAUUCAGGAGGCUUAUGUCGGAAAGGCGUUCCGCGGGGUGUGCCGUGCAGGGAAACGGAGUGCAGGGAAACGGAGGUGGUACGGGUGUCCGUCGGACGCGGAUUGCAGCACUGCUGGUGAUAAGACUUUAGCACAAAUCGGGACGAUGUCAAGAGAGAAAGAGAGAAAAGACGGACCCUGCGCUGCCACAAUUUUGAGUGGGCCCCGUGCCAGGGCUCCACGUGCCACUGGGUUUGAGUCUUUGAGUUCGAGAUGAAGACAGAAGACCCCUCAAUUUUCAUGCCAGAGGGGAGCUAUAGUCGCUCGGGCGAGCGACAAACAGGCAGGCGCGGUGGCCGGUCGGCCGGCGCUGUGUAAAGCAACAAACCG
Messenger RNA from Chlamydomonas reinhardtii, 3571 nucleotides. RefSeq lists its product as uncharacterized. Bases 73 to 2769 code for a protein of 898 amino acids. The transcript has 22 exons. The record is from RefSeq and is a predicted model, not a curated record. NCBI's taxonomy places the organism in Eukaryota, Viridiplantae, Chlorophyta, Chlorophyceae, Chlamydomonadales, Chlamydomonadaceae.